Python bivittatus (Burmese python) is the source of this 2125-nucleotide messenger RNA. Lineage: Eukaryota; Metazoa; Chordata; Lepidosauria; Squamata; Pythonidae. The record is from RefSeq and is a predicted model, not a curated record.
GUGGCUGAACUGGUACUCGACAACUGUCGGUCCAGCAAUGGUGAAAUUGAAGGCCUGAAUGACACAUUUAAAGAACUGGAGUUUCUCAGUAUGGCCAACAUAGAGUUGACAUCUUUGGCCAAACUCCCCACGCUGACUAAGCUUCGAAGGCUGGAACUGAGUGACAAUCUAAUUUCUGGAGGUCUAGAAGUCCUGGCAGAGAGGUGUCCAAACCUUACAUACCUAAAUUUGAGUGGCAACAAAAUCAAGGAUCUCAGCACCGUGGAAACUCUUCAAAAUCUGAAGAACCUGAAGAGCCUUGAUUUGUUUAACUGUGAGAUCACAAAUCUGGAAGAUUACAGAGAAAGCGUGUUUGAACUUCUUCACCAAAUCACGUAUCUAGAUGGGUUUGAUCAGGAUGAUAAUGAGGCCCCUGAUUCAGAAGAUGAAGAUGAUGAUGAUGAUGGGGAUGAAGAUGAGGAUGAAGAUGAGGACAAAGCUGGUCCCCCAGGAGAAUAUGAGGAAAACGAUGAAGAUGACGAUGCUUCAGACUUGGGGGAGGGGGAGGGGGAAGAGGAAGAGGAGGAAGAGGAGGAAGUGGGUCUUUCAUAUUUGAUGAAAGAAGAGAUUCAGGACGAAGAGGAUGAUGAUGAUUAUGUAGAGGAGCGAGAGAAUGAGGAAGGAGGAGAUGCCGGUGUCCGGGGGGAAAAGAGAAAACGUGCAGCUGAAGACGAAGGAGAUGACGACGACGAUUAAGUUGUAGAAAAUACAAAUAGGACCAGAUUCAUUUUUGUUGGAGAUAUGCAAUAGUGAUAUGCAGACUUGUAAGGCUCCAUGUAUGAUAGGUCUCUACAAAAGAUAUUAAUGUGUUUAACUUUUUAUAGGAAGUGUUUUACUAUUUUUGCCCUUUUUAUCAUUCCAACUAAGACAUAAUAGCCCAUCGUAUUUCCAUCCGUUUUACUCACUAAAGCAGUUGCCUCUUUCUCCCAAUUUCCUCCCUAGAAACUAUUUUCCUCCCAUUUUUUUCCUUCUGUUUCCUCAUAUGAGCAUGCUGUUAACCCUAGCCAGUUCCUUCAGAUGGAUUGAAUGGAUUUAAUUUAAACUUUUAAGAUAGUAUGCUCAUGUCAAAUAUACUAGGUAAGAUAAUCAACUCUUUACUGGAAAGGACUAUAUUGCAGCUGAAAUGGGAGCUGGGUGAUCUGGAACUUGCAUUUUACCUUAUCAUUUCAUUUUAAAAGGACAUUUGAAUGAUGCACUGAAUUUCCUACUUCAUUUGUGUGUGUGGUUAGUCUCUCUCUUACACACACACGCACGCACACACACAGUUUUCUAGUAGAUAACUUUAAGCAAGACUGGAAUACAGUUCUCUAUUUUAGUCUCACUCUUUUCCAAAACAAAAUAUAAACUUGAAUGAACUAUAAUUAUUUCCAGAUUAUAAUUUGCUUCAUGAUCCUUUUGACCGUUCUUCUAGACUAAAAAACAACUCAUAGUUCACAUGCAUAUUUCAGAACCCUUUCAUGUUCUGAUUCAAAUUGGAGUCAUUCUUCAUUACUAAAUUUAAAAUAAGAGAUGUUACAUAUCCAUAUCCUUUUCGAGCAAUAUUGGCAGGUAGAUAUACGAGUGAGCUGGGCUUAGAGCUAAGCCCCUGAACAACAAAACAAGUUGCUUGUGUUGCUGAACUGGGAAAACAUUCAGGAAAGCAGCUGUUCAAUUCAGUGGGUUUCUUUGGCCCCUGAAGCCAACAAAGGGGAGAAAGUGGUUUUCAGGUUACACCCUGAGUCAUUGAAAGAACUAUGCAAAGUUGUGAACCACUUGGCAGUUAUCUCUGGGAUAGGUUUAGCUCAUAGGCUGCCAGUUAUUUCCAUUAAAAGUACGGCUCUUGUUGAGGGAAAUUAUUCAGUGAGAAUUCUUGAUUUCACUUUUAAAAAAUAUAGAAAUACAUUUGCUACGCAUGACCAGCAAGGCAAUACUAAUCUUUUCUGUGGAAGGUAGGAUGGUGAUAGACUGGUUAUCAUGUUCGUAUUCCCCUUUGCGCAGGUUAUUUUGACAAAACAUAGAAAAAUGGAUUCAAAGCUCUUUUCUGGUUCUCUGCUUCUGACAGAUGAACUUGUAUUAUUAAAUAAAUAUUUUACCCAAAUACACAGCU